Messenger RNA from Sesamum indicum (sesame), 3667 nucleotides. RefSeq names its product EEIG1/EHBP1 protein amino-terminal domain protein. The record is from RefSeq and is a predicted model, not a curated record. NCBI's taxonomy places the organism in Eukaryota, Viridiplantae, Streptophyta, Magnoliopsida, Lamiales, Pedaliaceae. Gene Ontology annotation, cellular component: nuclear pore.
UUUGGUGACUUCACUCACAGCCUCAGACAGUGUUAGAGAUACAUAAUAAUAAUACACUUCUUUCUCUCUCUUCUGGGUUUGUGAACAAGCAGCCACUUCAUAUGAGUACAGUACAACAACAACAACAUCAUUCAUCAGUUACAAAACGCACCGUUUCUGCUUUCAUCUUCCCCACAUUCACAUUCACAUUCUUCUACUCUUCAUUUUCCUCUGCACAUUGCUCGCGUUGAGGACAGGUCGGUACCUGUUUUGAUGUGAAAAUGGUUCUAGGUCUGAGGACCAAAACCAGGAGAAGCCCUUCGGUUCAGCUUGAUUACAUUAUUCAUAUCCAGGAGAUCAAGCCCUGGCCCCCAUCACAGUCACUCAGAACACUUCGUGCUGUCUUGAUUCAAUGGGAAUAUGGGGAAAAGAUUUCUGGGUUUACCAAUCAAGUUGUGCCUUCACUUGGGACCGGGUCUGGUGUUGGUGAUGGAAGAAUUGAAUUCAACGAAUCUUUUAGGCUUCCGGUGACACUGAUGCGGGAGAUGUCUAUCAGAGGUGGCGAUGGAGACACUUUUCAGAAGAACUGCAUCGAGUUUAAUCUUUAUGAACCAAGACGAGAUAAGACAGUGAAAGGUCAGCUGCUAGGAACUGCUGUUCUGGAUUUUGCAGAUUAUGGCAUUUUUAAAGAAAGUUUGAGCCUUAGUGCUCCCAUUAGCUGCAAGCGGACUUACAGAAACACCGCACAACCACUUCUCUUCCUCAAAAUCCAGUCAGUUGAGAGAAUGCGUACAAGCUCCUCGUCAAAGGACAGCUUGAUCAGAGAAGUUUCGAUGGACAGUAAUCAUGGUGAAUCUGUUUCUGCACUGAUGAGUGAAGAAUAUGCAGAAGAAGCUGAGUUUACUACAGAUGAUGAUGGGUCCUCACAAUCAUCACUGGCUGUUGCUUCUUUCACAGCUGAUUCAAAUGGCAGUUCAUCGCCUCAUAAAGAGAGCAAACCUGCUGUGAAUCAUAGUGCUCCAGAUGCAAAAGUUGACACUGUACAAGACCAAUUUGUUGCCAAACCAGAUGAGGAGCAAGCCACCAAAUCUUACAUGAAUCCAGCCGGGAUUUCAUCUCGUUCUUCAUCAAUGGAUUUAUCUUCUGAUAUUGCAUGGAUUUCCAAAAAAAUUACUUCUCAAAGUUUGCAGCCAUCUCAACUCGAAGAAACAGAUAAACAGCAGAAAUCCAACAUAAAAAGCAAUGAGUUUGGAAAACAAGCAGAGGGCGGGAGGGAUUUGAAAGUUCAGCUUAGUUCUGAGGAAGGCAAACUCAGCCAUCCUAUUUCCGAAAAGACAAUGGCAGAGUUACAUCACCAGACAGAUAGACACAUUGGUUCUGGUUUCAGCUACCUGGUGGAUGACAAGAAUGCAUCAUCUAUUGGUGCAGAGGAUCUGCUCGUGGCUGGACGAACAAACGCUCGUCUAAAUAGUUCCACAGAUGAAGAGAUCACAGAAAAACAUGAAAAGUAUUCAGAAGAAAGAAGAAUCAUGGAAGAUGAAAACCAAAAAGUUGAGGAGGAGCCUUCAGGAGGCCUCUCUCAAGUUGAGGUCCAGCAGCAGGUCAUGUUAGAAAAUGGUUUGCUUUCUUCUACCAAGGAAAGUUUCACAGUUCAUAGUAGUUAUUCAAAUACCGAUAAAUCUAAGAAUUUGAGGUCAGUUCGAUCAUCACUGGACUCAAGCAGGAGCAACGGAUCGAUCAGAAGCAAUCAUUUUUCUGUGACAGAUACUGCACGAGGCUCCAUAAGUAGCGAACGCAAGGAUUCUAAGGCGUUUAUAAAGGAAACAAGAAAUCUUCUUUCAGACAGUAGAAUUCAGCAAUUGGAACAGAAGAUAAAAAGACUGGAGGGAGAGUUGAUGGAAGCUGCUGCUCUUGAGGUUAGCCUUUACUCUGUGGUUGCAGAACAUGGAAGUUCCAUGACAAAAGUCCAUGCUCCAGCUCGACGCCUUUCAAGACUCUAUUUUCAUGCCAGCAAACAGAACUCAAAAUCAGAGAGAGGGACUGCAGUUAAAAGUAUUGUGUCUGGAUUAGUUUUAGUUGCAAAAGCAUGUGGCAAUGAUGUUCCUAGAUUGACUUUCUGGUUAUCAAACUCCAUUGUACUGCGAGCAAUUGUGAACAAGUCAUUUGGGCACAGUCAGUUACCUAUAUCUGUUGGACCUGAUGCCAGAAAAAUGAGCGACAAAAAUGGAAAAAAGAAAUCAACACCACUUAAAUGGGAGUCCUUCCCCAGUAAGAGUACAAGAGGUACUAUUGAGGAUAGUGUUGGUGAGUGGGAAAACCCUCCAAUGUUUGCCGCUGCACUGGAAAAAGUUGAAACAUGGAUAUUUUCACGAAUCAUCGAGUCUCUAUGGUGGCAGACUUUUACUCCGCAUAUGCAGUCUGGUGCAGCCAAAGCAAUUCGUAGAAGUAUGGAUUCUGACUCUGGCAAGUCAUACAGAAGGACAUCGAGUUCAAUUGACCAACAGGGAAACUUUUCUCUGGAACUCUGGAAAAUGGCUUUCAGGGAUGCAUGUGAAAGGAUAUGUCCUGUUCGAGCUGCAGGACACGAUUGUGGUUGUUUGCAUGUGCUCUCCAAACUGAUAAUGGAGCAAUUGAUUGCUCGACUAGAUGUGGCUAUGUUUAAUGCCAUUCUUCGAGAAUCGGCUGAUGAAAUUCCAACAGAUCCUAUAGCAGAUCCCAUUAGUGAUGCUGAGGUUCUCCCGAUUCCAGCAGGGAAAGCCAGCUUUGGUGCCGGUGCACAACUGAAAAAUGCGAUUGGGAAUUGGUCCAGAUGGCUUACAGAUCUCUUUGGUAUUGAUGAUGGUGAUGAUGAUUUGCUUGAAAAUGAGAAUAGCUCAGAAGCUUCUGAUGAUGACGAGCGCAGCUCACGUGAUACGUCAUCAAAAUCAUUCCAUCUCCUUAAUGCACUAAGUGAUCUGAUGAUGCUUCCGAAGGAUAUGCUAUUGAGUCGAACAAUUAGAAAAGAGGUGUGUCCUACAUUUGGUCCAACAUUGUUAAGAAGGAUCCUUAACUCUUUCGUACCGGAUGAGUUUUGCCCUGAGCCAAUUCCUGGAGUUGUACUCGAAGCCUUAAAUUCAGAGGACUCUUUUGAUUCCAAUGAAGAUCCUACCGUAAACUUCCCCUGUGUGGCUGCAGCAAUUGUAUAUCAGACACCAGCAGUCGAUUGGGUUGCUAAUAUCUUUGGAGAAAUCAGCAGUCAUCCUAAGCUAACACGUAGCGGAUCCUCAGUACUCAAGAAAUCACAGACGAGCGAUGAUGAACUUGAUGAUCUCGAUUCUCCUCUGAAACCCAUUGUCCUUGACGGCUUCCAGUCAUCACCUUCUCCAGUAAGGCCCGCUUGGGCAUCUAAAGAGAAUGGAAGUCGGAAUACUGUGAGGUAUCAACUCCUGCGGGAAGUAUGGAUGAAUAGCGAGUAAUGACGACAUGAUGCUGGUGUUGUCACUUUAUGAAAUAUGGGGUUUACACCUCGAUCAACCUCUAGAAUCUCUUUGUUGUCAGAUGAAUGCACUAAAGAAAAUAGUGUCAAGAUGUUGAAACCUGUGUACAUUAGCUGUAGAAUGUAUAGAGAGAUUAGAGCUCUUAAAUAAUCUCUAUGGAGGGGUUGCUUUUUCUAGUUUCUAUAUGUAAAUACAAGUUCGUCUUUUUCUCC